CAUCCAGCCGACAACAGAUCUCACGCAACCCAAAUUUUGAAACCUUUCUUAUUUUGAUUUGUCAAAUGGCGCUUUCUGUUUCCUCUUCUUCUUCAACUUCGAUUUCGAGUUCUGGUUUUUCUCGUUUGGCUUCCUCAGCUGAGCCUAAAGCUCCGUCGAUUGGUUUGUUUCGAGUUUUCGAGAAAUCUCACGUUUCCUCCCGAACUGUGAGUUUGUCUCAGAGACGGUGCUCGGUGAAUUCCGUAAGCGCUGAACCUCGACGGAAGGAUUCAGUUGUUCCUCUUGCAGCAAGCAUCGUUGCUCCUGAGGUUGUUAAGAAAGAAGAGGAUGAUCUUGAGAAAUUGGCUCGAGAUCUUGAUAAUGCUUCCCCUCUUGAAAUAAUUGAUAAAGCUCUGGAGAAAUUCGGCAACGACAUUGCUAUUGCCUUCAGUGGUGCUGAAGACGUAGCUUUGAUUGAGUAUGCACAUUUGACUGGUCGUCCCUUUAGAGUGUUCAGUUUGGACACUGGAAGAUUGAACCCAGAAACUUACAGAUUUUUUGACACUGUUGAGAAGCACUAUGGAAUCCGAAUUGAGUACAUGUUCCCUGAUGCCAUUGAGGUUCAGGCAUUAGUAAGAAACAAAGGGCUCUUCUCAUUCUACGAGGACGGUCACCAAGAAUGCUGCCGGGUGAGGAAGGUUAGGCCCUUAAGAAGGGCCCUGAAAGGUCUCAGGGCAUGGAUCACUGGACAAAGGAAAGACCAAUCUCCAGGAACGAGGUCCGAAGUACCUGUUGCUCAGGUUGAUCCAGUUUUUGAAGGAUUGGAUGGUGGAAUUGGCAGUCUAGUGAAGUGGAACCCGGUGGCAAACGUGAAAGGCCAUGAUAUUUGGAACUUCCUUAGGACCAUGAAUGUGCCUGUUAACUCAUUACAUUCACAAGGGUACAUUUCUAUUGGCUGUGAGCCAUGCACAAGGCCGGUUUUACCAGGACAACAUGAAAGGGAAGGAAGGUGGUGGUGGGAGGAUGCCAAAGCCAAGGAAUGUGGUCUUCACAAAGGAAAUCUCAAGCAAGAAGAUGCAGAUGGGAACGGAAAUGGCGUCGCCCAAGGAAAUGACGAUGCAGAAGUUGCAGACAUCUUCAACACCCAGAAUGUGGUGGGCUUGACUAGGAAUGGAAUCGAGAACUUGGCAAAGUUGGAGAACCGACAGGAACCCUGGAUUGUCGUUCUCUAUGCGCCAUGGUGCCGCUUCUGCCAGGGAAUGGAAGAGUCAUAUGUUGAGUUAGCAGAGAAGUUGGCAGGAUCAGGAGUGAAGGUUGGGAAAUUCAGAGCUGAUGGAGAGCAGAAAGAAUAUGCAAAGAGUGAAUUGCAGCUAGGAAGCUUCCCCACAAUACUGUUUUUCCCAAAGCAUUCAACUCACCCAAUAAAGUAUCCAUCUGAAAACAGAGACGUUGAUUCGUUGGUGGCAUUUGUCAAUGCCCUCCGGUGACAAGCACCAAGAAACAGUUUUGGGAAUUCAUUUUUGACUGAAGCUUUCCUGCAACAAGAAAUGCUAGAAGCCUAGAACCAAGGAGGAGUGGUUGAUCUUCCUUCAAGUUUGACUCUAGUGGUCGUUCUGUAAGUAGGCUAGUGUUGGAUUGGAAGUUUCUCUUUGUCAGUAUAAAAUCCUACACUUACCUUUUAUAGGGCUAUAUUCUCAUGAAUGAUUGCAUGAUUUUACUUGCGUUCGCUGUACAGUUUGGAUGUUUUUCUAAGAUAUCAGAUUGCCAAAUGAUGUCCUGACAA
Prosopis cineraria is the source of this 1762-nucleotide messenger RNA. Its product is annotated as 5'-adenylylsulfate reductase 3, chloroplastic-like. NCBI's taxonomy places the organism in Eukaryota, Viridiplantae, Streptophyta, Magnoliopsida, Fabales, Fabaceae. The transcript has 5 exons. Gene Ontology annotation, molecular function: phosphoadenylyl-sulfate reductase (thioredoxin) activity. The record is from RefSeq and is a predicted model, not a curated record. Bases 66 to 1466 code for a protein of 466 amino acids.